Molecule: messenger RNA, 1222 nt
Organism: Arabidopsis arenosa
Lineage: Eukaryota; Viridiplantae; Streptophyta; Magnoliopsida; Brassicales; Brassicaceae
Source: the annotation of a GenBank genome assembly
GUUGGCUUCAGACCGAAUCUUCUCCGGCGCUGUAGCGUUUCUCCGUUUCCUCUUUGGUUUAUUUUAACCUUCGGAAACAAUGAGUGGGCGAUUUUCUCGGUCAAUCUAUGUUGGUAACUUGCCUGGUGACAUAAGAGAACAUGAGAUUGAAGAUCUCUUUUACAAGUAUGGCCGCAUUGUCGAUAUUGAAUUGAAGGUUCCACCUCGGCCUCCAUGUUAUUGCUUUGUUGAGUUUGAGCAUUCCCGGGAUGCCGAAGAUGCCAUCAAGGGCCGUGAUGGCUAUAACUUUGAUGGCUGUCGCUUGAGGGUUGAGCUUGCCCAUGGUGGUCGAGGACAGUCUUCAAGUGAUCGUCGUGGUGGCUACGGUGGUGGUGGCGGCGGCGGCUAUGGUGGUGGAGGUGGUGGUGGUGGAUCAGCUCGGUUUGGCGUCUCACGACACUCUGAAUUCCGAGUUAUUGUGCGUGGGCUCCCAUCAUCUGCUUCAUGGCAAGAUUUGAAGGAUCAUAUGCGGAAAGCUGGUGAUGUGUGCUUUGCUGAGGUGACUCGAGACAGUGAUGGAACUUAUGGUGUUGUCGACUACACCAAUUAUGAUGACAUGAAGUAUGCUAUAAGGAAACUUGAUGACACAGAGUUCAGAAACCCCUGGGCUAGAGGUUUUAUCCGGGUUAAGAAAUAUGAAAGCUCCCGAUCAAGAAGCAGAAGCCCAAGCAGAAGCAGAAGCAGAAGCAGAAGUCGAAGUCGUAGCCGAGGCCGUGGUCGCAGCCGUAGCCGCAGCCGCAGCCUUAGCAGAAGCAAGAGCCCAAGGAAGGAUCUGAGUAAAUCACCAAAACGAUCCCUUUCCAGAUCGAUUUCAAAAUCAAGAUCGCCAUCUCCCGACAAGAAGAAGAGUCCCCCCAGGGCAAUGUCGAGAUCAAGGUCCAGGUCCAGGUCCAGGUCUCCGUCCAAAUCUCCUCCCAAGGUUCGUGAAGGCAGUGUGUGAUUUUGUUAGGCGGUGAAAAGAAAGAGUGCGAAAAUUCUCAAGUCAAGAUCCAUUCUAUGUGUUUUUUACUGUUUUCGGAUAAUUGACAUCUUCUGCUGUUCUCUGCUUCUUUGCUCACAAAUGAUAAUCUUUAUACUAUUCUCUCUUGUUAUGUUAUGAAUGCUUCCGUGAACAUUACCAUACCUUUGAGUUUUGUAUGGUUCGACCUGUUCUUGUUUAACACUAUAAAGUCCUAGCGAACCC